AUGCCUCACCGGCGGAUGAAAAUCUGGCCGCUGCAGGCGAAAAAGAAAAGCUCACCUCUAAAGGUAGCUGCCGUAGCGACAGAUACGAUCUGUCGGGUCCGGCGAGAGGAUGCUUACCUAAAAGGAAGCAACCGUAGCGGCAGUUUCGAACUGUCGGGUCCGAAAAGAUCAACUAUGGGGUCGAAGAAACACAAGAAGCACAAAUCCGAACGGAAGGAACGCGAAGACAAAGCCAACCUCUGCAAGAAGAAGAAAAAGAAGAAGGACCGGGAGAAGAAGCACAAGCAUCAUAAAGAGAAACGCCGGAAUCGGGACGAUUCGAGCCAGGAGGACUUCAAUAGUUUCGGGGAUGAAAGUUCUCAGGCUCUGCCGGAAGGGAGUGCUUUGUAUGCUCCACCAGUGGCGACCACGCCGGUUAGUAUGGGAAGUCCCGCGUCGCUACCGGUGACAAAGCCGUUCUCGUAA
This is a messenger RNA of Aedes albopictus (Asian tiger mosquito), 465 nucleotides long. RefSeq lists its product as uncharacterized. The coding region runs from base 1 to 465 and encodes 154 amino acids. The transcript has 3 exons. The record is from RefSeq and is a predicted model, not a curated record. NCBI's taxonomy places the organism in Eukaryota, Metazoa, Arthropoda, Insecta, Diptera, Culicidae.